UGCAGCUUGUAAUCCGAGAGAGCGAGGCAGCAUCGAUUGGCGAGGCAUUCUCAAUUCUUUUGCUCAAUUAGUUUGCUAGCUCUUCCAAUACCUACUGGGACCAGCGGAUAUUUCAAUCUUUGCUUUAUAUUUUUUCGUUGUUUUUUUUUAAUUUUCAGAAGAAACUCCAAGAACGUGUUAUACCGGAGCUCUGAAUACUAGUUAUGCAAUUGUAGGAGGUCAAUACGCAAUAUUUUACCAUGAAAGCGACAAAGAAAAAUUAAAGAACCUGCAGAGUUUUGAGUUUUUCUGGAACGAUCAGAUUGCUCCCUAAUUAUUUUAAUGAGCUUCUUUGCCGCCAAAAUGAAAGAUGACUACAGUGAAGAAGAGGAAGUGCAUUCUAUGGGUUACAAGAGGUUUGGAAUCCAGGAAGGGCCUCAGUGUAAUCGAUGUAGAAACAACUGGGCACUGAAGUUCGCUAUCCUGCUGCUCUAUGUCCUGUGCGCCAUGCUGACCAUUACUGUAGCCAUCCUGGGAUACAAAGUUGUACAGAGAAUGGACACUGUGACCGAAGGAAUGGAAACGUCACAAAAAAGUUACACAGAAAAACUAACAGCAGUUGAGACUGACCUGAAGAAAUUAGAUGACCAGACUGGUGUGAAAGAUCAAAGUACCACUACAGAACUAUCCAAAUUCAAAACAGAUAUCCAGUUUCUUCAGAACCAGCUUGGCGAUAUUGCAGACAAAGCCUCCAGAAACAAAGUUUCACUGGACAAGCUACAAGAGACAGAACAAUCAAUGACAACCAACCAUAACUCACUGAAAAGCUUGUUGGAUAGCAAUUCAAGGUCUAUCAGAGACAUAAACCAGACUUUAUUGACAUACAGUAGUUACAUUACCAACCUGGAACAAAUCUCUGGUAAUCUGCAAAGUGACAUGCAAAGACAAACCAAAUCUCAGAGCAAAACAGCUGUGAAUCUCAGUCAGUUAAAUCAGACACAGAUUCAACAAAGAGAUUUAUUCAGUGCACUGCAAAAAUCUGUUGAUGAUAGCAGUCAGUCCAUCCAGAAGAUAAGGAAUGAUUGGCAGGCUCUCCAACAGACCAUGCUUCAAGCACAAAAGGACACAGACUGGCUGAAAGAGAAACUGCAAUACCUGCAGUUACAAGCAGUAAACAACUCAAUCAUGGUGACUGGGAAUAGCGACACUUUGGAAGAUAUGAAUAAUCAAUUGAACACUCUCAGUAGUCAGAUGGCAAAUAUUAGUUUCAUGGCUAACAUCCAUGAAGAGAGUCUCAAGGAUCUACAGCAAUAUCAAAAAGUUAAUGAAAACAAAACAUCUGCCAGUUUUGAACAACUUGAAGCGCGCAUGGAUAUAAAUGAGAGAGACAUCAGCAGUAUUAUUGGGAAUAUUAGUUGGACUGUGCAACAUCUUCGAUCACUGACAAGCAAUUUGAAUGAUAUAAAAACCACUUGUACCAAUACAUUGGGUCAACAUGCGGACCAACUAGCCAUCCUGACCACAGACAUGGACAAUGUCCGUGCGGACAGCUCUCUCCUUAAGGCACAGCAAGGCGUAAUGAAGGCCAGACUGGAUAUUGAGGUUGGCAACUUGUCCAUGAUCAUGGAAGAAAUGAAACUUGUAGACACAAAGCAUGCUCAGCUGAUUCAAAACUUCACAAUUCUUCAAGGUCCUCCUGGCCCAAGAGGUCCCAAAGGUGACAAAGGAAUACAAGGACCAGCUGGUACUAGGGGGGCAAAGGGACAAAAAGGUGAUCGUGGAGAAGUUGGACGACCUGGAUCAAUGGGUCCAAAAGGUUCUCGAGGCCCACCCGGAUCUAAAGGAGAAAAGGGCAGUCAAGGAUAUAGAGGCCUCACUGGCUUGAAAGGACAAAAGGGUUCAAAUGGGAGACCUGGUGCGCCAGGAGCAAAAGGGAGCUUUGGACUGCCAGGUCUAGAAGGACCCGAUGGCAAAGUAGGUCUUCCAGGACCACCAGGAGAACAAGGUGAACCAGGAGCAGCAGGAAGCAAAGGCCCGGUAGGACCACCAGGUAUCCCAGGUCCAAAAGGCUCACCUGGUCCCCCAGGUCCCAUAGGACUAAUAAACCAAGCUUCAAACCUUCCUCCAAAACCAAAUGGUUGUCCACCUAAAUGGAGGAAUUUUAAGGAUAACUGUUACUACUUCUCUGUUGAUCUUGUCGAGUUUGAAGAAGGAAAAAAUCUGUGCAAAAACAUGUCAUCCAACAUGAUUAUUAUUAAUAACCGUGAAGAACAGCAAUGGGUGAGAAAGCAAAUAAAUGGAAUAAAUUACUUUUGGAUUGGCUUGUCAGACACUGAGGAGCACAAUGUAUGGAAAUGGGUGGAUGGAACCAUUGCAGAAUACACAAACUGGAGGCCUGGGCAGCCUGAUAACUGGCAGCAUGAAGGGGCAUCAGAAGAUUGUGCUGGGCUUGCUGGUGGUGCAUUGUGGAACGACUUCUUCUGCACAGACCUCAAUGGCUUGAUUUGUGAAAAGAAUGUUGACAAAGAUCAACUUUCAGGGUGAUCGUCCUGAUAAACCUAAAGAACAUGUCCAGAGACAGUUCCGGACCAAUGGCGGAGGUGGUCUUCAGUUUCAGCUCCCCGAUUACCAAGGGAAGCUUCUGAUCUGCAUUAGGUGACAACUGUUAACCUAACUUCCGAGACAUCGUUUCUUCGUGCUGGGCAUCGGAACUUAAAUCUUUGACCCUCAUUAACUUUUAAUUUGAAGUUAGCCCAAGACUUUAUUCUUUAAAGAAUAUCUAUUAUUUGAUAACAAUUAUUGUUUAUUAAAGUGAAAUAAGCAAGAAAAUAUAUUACAAAAUCCAUAUGAGCCCAAUUUUUGAUUUUAUUUUCCAUAAAUACCUAUGUCAGUAUAAGAAAAUCUAUAUGUUAACACUUGUGUUUAGAAAUAUUUACCAUUCUGCAUAGUAACAGCCUUACAAAGUUUUCCAGUUUUCAGGAAUGUUUCGACUGAACCUUCCGUGUCUGAUUUACAGUGAAAUCAAACAAUAAUUAUUCCCCUGUUAUAUCAUCAAAUAAAAUAGCAAAUAUAAGAUGUAGGCGAGGGGUUGGAAUUGGAUCUUAUUUUGUUACCUUCCAACUGCUAUAAGGAUGAUCUAUUUUAUACUUUAUUAGAACAAAUAAGAAGAGAGCAUUGCAUUAUCUAAUCAAAUAGGCAGUCACACUGCCUUCUGCCAAUACCCUCAUAUCCACCAGACUAAUUUCACCCAGAAGCAGAGCUUGUUAAGAGAAUGCUUGCAAAUACAAAGGUUACAAUUCAAAAGGGAAAGCAGCUAAACUGCUUUCAGACCAUGAAGGAACGUUUUGACAUCAGCAAUAAGUUUCAUGCACAUCUCACAAGGUAACUCAAGUAAGGACCACUUCCUUUAUAAUCAAACAAAAUAAUUGAAAUCAAAGAAACCAUCUAACUAUGUAAGCUACUGCCCUCCAGAAGCAAAAGAGGCUGAAAGGAUAAUGGAACUCCGUUACGAUCCAAUCUUAAGAUCAGAAAUGCCACCUAUUUGAAACUUUUUGCCUUUAAUGAAGUACAAAUUUUUAUGAUUCUGAACUAUUCCAUUUUAAACUCAACUAAGGCUUUACUGUUAACAAUUAACACCCUAAUUAAGAGUCCAUCACAACUGCAAAUUAAACCUUCAGCACAUUUAAUUAAUCAAUAUUUGCAAAACACUUGUGUUCAGCCAUCAAUUGCCGAUGGCAACAUACAAAACUCCUUUAAUUCACAUUUGCAAAAGCUUUAUGAGGAUAGUAAUUGAACAUAGGCUCUGUACUAACCUUGUUUUUUAAAUUACUCUUACACAAAGGAGCCUAGAUAAAUUUACUUAACACUGAAUUUCAAAAUGUUAUUCCCAUUCAUCCCCAUUCCAUAGAAGUUUUAAUUAGAAUUCUGAUCCAACAUUCACUUGAUAAAUUUAUUUUGUACCUAUUCAGAUUUGAUUGCAGGAAAAAUAAACGUUCCCAGAGCAGAUUUUAUUGAAAUUAAGAUUACUUGAUUACAAAUGGAUUUCAAAAGAACACUGAGACAGAGUGAAUUGGGAUGAUAAACAAGUCACACUACAGAGCCGUGGACAACAAAGCUUUGCACCUUCAAUUUUCUGAUCUUAAACUUGCCAUGGUAGGAAGCUACCAAGCAGAACACAGGCAUUUUCCACAAAGAGGGGAGGUAAUACCAUUGAUUUGGUUAUCCUAGUCCACACUCAUACAGCUGUAGUAACUGGCUACAGAGCAGCUCUGGUUCAGACUUAGGAGGUAAUUGCAAGUCCAUUCACUUAGCUGAAGAAAGUAUGUGAAAAAGGAAAAUCAAACAUAAAAUUAAAGAAAAAGCCAUCUUUGUUACAUCAUUGCUGAAGUAAUGAAAUUUUACUGCUGUAUCCUUAAGUAAAAUAAACCAAAUUUAACAAAAUUGGGUAAGAAGUGGAAUUAAAUGCAAGUGCUCUUUCAUGUGACAACUUUUUGAAACAUUCCUUCGACAGAGUCAAACAAAGCCAUGCACCAUAGUCAAUUUUUACUGUUAUGGAUAGUUUCAAUGGGCUCAAUAAAUUGGUAUGUAUUACAUUAUUGUCGAAUACAUCUGUAAUGACUAAAUCCAAAACAAGCCCACAUGAAAUUGUGAAAUAAAAAUAAUUUUAUUUAAA
Messenger RNA from Carcharodon carcharias (great white shark), 4651 nucleotides. It is a transcript of the gene colec12, whose product is annotated as collectin sub-family member 12. NCBI's taxonomy places the organism in Eukaryota, Metazoa, Chordata, Chondrichthyes, Lamniformes, Lamnidae. Gene Ontology annotation, molecular function: signaling receptor activity. The record is from RefSeq and is a predicted model, not a curated record. Bases 322 to 2523 code for a protein of 733 amino acids. The transcript has 10 exons.